AUAAGUAGCGCUUAAAAGCUCAUCUGUCUUCUCUAUAUAAACUUGCAACCGAAUGCAAUGCAGUAAAUAGUUUCAAUUUAUACUCAAUUAAGUGAAAAUCUUAAACAAUGAACUGCAAUUGGGCCUGGUUAAUGGUGCUGCUGCUGUCAGUGAUCGGUGGUGCCUUGGGUCUCAGCUGUCCCACCGGUUUCAAUGCCGAGCAAAACAAGUGCGUGAGCGAUCGCCCGAUUCGUGGAUCCUGCAAACCUGGAUCGACAUAUCAACUGAGCGUCAAUAAGUGUGUGCUGGAUUAAAUAAACAUAUACGAGUAUAAUCAAGUAUUUCCCAGAAAAGUUUGUUUACUAAACUUGACCCAAUCAGUGAACAUAUACAGAAUCUUAUCAAUGUAUUCAAAAUUAAAGUCGGCUGAGUUCAGCUGAGAAUUAACCAAAAAUAAGCUGUACUAUUCAAAAAAGUGUGAUUGAAAUAAUAUUAAAUGUUGACUUGAUUAAGGA
This is a messenger RNA of Drosophila albomicans, 494 nucleotides long. RefSeq lists its product as uncharacterized. The record is from RefSeq and is a predicted model, not a curated record. The transcript has 2 exons. Bases 108 to 293 code for a protein of 61 amino acids. NCBI's taxonomy places the organism in Eukaryota, Metazoa, Arthropoda, Insecta, Diptera, Drosophilidae.